GACGUGCGGGCGGCCAACAUGAACCUCAUAGUGAAGCUGGGUGAGCUCAUGGGGGGCCAGCUGUUCACGUACGCGGGCAACAUGCCGCUGCCCAGCAGGAUGCGGUUGAAGGAGAUGAUAAAGACGCACGGAGUUCUGAAUGGAUCAGCGUCCCAGGAGUUCGGUGCUGCGCUCUGA
Ostreobium quekettii is the source of this 177-nucleotide messenger RNA. The record is from the annotation of a GenBank genome assembly. Lineage: Eukaryota; Viridiplantae; Chlorophyta; Ulvophyceae; Bryopsidales; Ostreobiaceae.